This is a messenger RNA of Carassius auratus (goldfish), 1416 nucleotides long. RefSeq names its product NUAK family SNF1-like kinase 1. The transcript has 3 exons. Bases 1133 to 1378 code for a protein of 81 amino acids. The record is from RefSeq and is a predicted model, not a curated record. Gene Ontology annotation, molecular function: protein kinase activity; ATP binding. Lineage: Eukaryota; Metazoa; Chordata; Actinopteri; Cypriniformes; Cyprinidae. Gene Ontology annotation, biological process: protein phosphorylation.
ACACAGUUACUGCUCGAGUCUGAAAUCCGCUGCCCGACCGCUCACCACAACACAGGACCGUCCAGAUUCCCAGUGCUCUCCAGAUCAAACAAAGACAAACGGCUCAGUCUGGAGUCUGUUUGACUCAAACUUCCCCUCCACCAAUCAGUGGCUAAAUUACACCAUGCAGGAUCCAAACAGAAGCAAACAAAAGAAAACAAAGCUGAUUGGCUGAGGCAGAAUGUGCAGGGAAAGCAGAAAAACAAUAUCAGCAAAAGUCAGUCACAGAGAGAGAGAGAGAGAGUCUGAAACACACACACACACCGUGACUCCGCCCCCUUCGUCUUUAUUCAAUGCUUCUCAGCCUGAAGGACAGAAAGAAAGAAUCACAGAUCAGGACACCAGGAGGAGAGACGGGGCGAACACAUCGAAUCAUGGCCACAGCAGACACAAGACCGCAGCACAUCCUUCCGUCCGAUCCCCGCGCUCCGAGCCUCUUAUCACGGAUCACCGGCACCAGAACCGAGCUGACUGACACCACGGCGGAUCCGCGGCCAGAAUGAGGGUGAUUUACGUCCAGAACGCCGGCGUGGUCGCUGCUUUCUCGCCUGAGAUUUUCUGCGGUAGAUUAUUAAAACAAAGGAACAACGGAGAAAUCAUGAUCGAACGCGCCACGGGGAAGAGAACACGUCAUAACGGAGUAGAAUACGUCAUAAUGUUUUAGAACGCAUCAUAAUAGAAUAGUGCACAAUAGAUACAUUGUCGUUCUAAUUGUGAAUGAUACAUUGUAGCAGUUUAUAAGUGCCAUAAAACCACAUGGCAGGUGUUUAUUAGUUUCUUUUUAAUAAUAUUCCGUUUUAGUCCGUUCAUAGCCCUGUUUUAUCGUUCAUAAUUAGCCUGGGAUUAUUACUUUCCUUUAGAUAGCCUACCAUAGCCGGCUAUAGAUAGAACAGAUAGACACCUCAUUAAAACAUGAGUCAUUAUUGACAAUCAUAAAUUAGUUUUUAUGUUAACAUAAUAAACCUUUGCAUUGUAAUUUAUUUAUUUAUUUAUAUGCUAAUUAGCUAUAUUAAUUAGGUCUUAUAUUAUCUAUAUUUCAAAGCAUUUAGUCAAGAUAUUUAAACAUACAGGGAGGUAUAAAUCCUCCCACGUGAUGGAGACACAUAGGCCAGGUGACCCGCCAGGCCCCUCAGUGGUGGCGGAGGCCUCUGAGGGCCCCGGUGAGGUCAAACGCAGCAGCUCUGGUGUGAAGAAACAUCAUCACAAACACAACCUGAAGCAUCGCUAUGAGCUGCUGGAGACCCUGGGGAGAGGAACGUACGGCAAAGUCAAGAAGGCCAUCGAGCGCCAUUCUGGAAGAGAGGUUGCCAUCAAGUCUAUCAGGAAGGGAGAAGAUUAAAGAUGAGCAAGACAUGGUUCACAUUCGGCGAGAAAAUU